Messenger RNA from Hevea brasiliensis (rubber tree), 2034 nucleotides. RefSeq lists its product as uncharacterized. Gene Ontology annotation, biological process: protein transport. The record is from RefSeq and is a predicted model, not a curated record. Gene Ontology annotation, cellular component: membrane. Bases 309 to 1793 code for a protein of 494 amino acids. Lineage: Eukaryota; Viridiplantae; Streptophyta; Magnoliopsida; Malpighiales; Euphorbiaceae. The transcript has 16 exons.
UAAACUCCUAAGCCUAAAUAGUCCAACGUAAACGUGGCGCUUCCUACAUUUUCGUCUUUCGACUCUCUCUUCUCCUUCUUCUUGUCUCUCUCCUACAAAGUCUCUCACUUUGAUUAUCUUCUGUCCCUAUGUCUGUGUGAUUCUGCCAAUCCACGGGUGGUAGCCACCGAAACUAAAUCCGAAACGCGUUUGUUUUCCUUUUCAUCACAGCGAGCUAGCUGCCUGAGCUCAAGCUAUGACCUUUUAGUUUGUAUUAUACAUCCAUUUUGAAGUUUGUUAUGAGAAGAUUAUAAAACCCCUGGGUGUCUAUGAUGUCAUUCAAACCAUCUCUGAAAAGGAAUGCCUUCUUUGAUGGGGGAAAAUGUGGAUUAAAAAUGAAGCAGCUGCCAUUUAUGGGAGUUUUAUUUACAGUGAUGUUGUUCAUUGUGUAUAGAACUACAAUUUAUCAAUAUCAGCAUACACAGAUGGAAUCAAAAUUGCACCCAUUUGACACAUUAAAGGAAUCAGCUUUGGCUUCUGGAUUGUUGGGUGGUUUACCUCUUGGUAUCAUACAAGCUAGUUCAGAUUUGGAGUUAAAGCCUCUAUGGUCAUCAAGUAGUUCAAGGUCAAAGGUUGACAAUUCUAGCCAUCGUAAUUUGCUGGCUAUUCCAGUUGGUAUUAAGCAGAAGGAUAAUGUUGAUGCUAUUGUCCAAAAGUUUCUUCCAGAGAAUUUUACAGUUAUUUUAUUCCAUUAUGAUGGCAAUCUGGAUGGGUGGUUCGAUCUUGAAUGGAGCAACAAGGCCAUACACAUAGUUGCUCAGAACCAAACAAAAUGGUGGUGUGCAAAACGCUUUCUGCAUCCCGCUGUUGUGUCUAUCUAUGAUUACAUAUUUCUAUGGGAUGAAGAUUUAGGGGUUGAGAAUUUUGAUCCAGGAAGAUACUUGGAAAUUGUAAAAUCAGAAGGACUGGAGAUAUCUCAGCCAGCUUUAGACCCUAAUUCGACUGACAUACAUCAUAGAAUUACCAUACGGUCCAGAAUGAAGAAGCUUCAUAGAAGAGUCUAUGACAGCAGAGGCAGUACUAAAUGUUCUGAUGUCAGUGAGGGGCCUCCAUGCACUGGAUUUGUGGAAGGAAUGGCUCCAGUAUUUUCAAGAUCUGCUUGGUAUUGUGCUUGGCAUCUUAUACAGAAUGAUCUAGUCCAUGGAUGGGGAGUGGAUAUGAAACUUGGAUAUUGUGCACAGGGAGAUCGCACAAAGAAGGUGGGAGUCGUUGAUAGGGAGUACAUUGUUCAUCAGGGCAUACAAACUUUGGGUGGGGGUGGACCUCCUGUAAAAAAAACUUCACACAAUGAAGAAUUAACCAAGAGACAUGGUGCUUCACCCAUGGAUCCUCGAAUGGAGCUUCUACGUUCUAUGCCCAUGACUGGCCAUUACCGUAGUCUUAUUCCUUUCUAUGAGGUGAUAAAAAAUACCAUUUCCGAAGAAAUAGAAGAUGACCCACAGACGCUGCAGAAUUUUGCGUAUGGGACAUAUUUGGGUCUCAUUUUAUGUCUCUCAUGGAACCUCAUAGCUGUUGCAUCGUUAUGGAUUAAGGGUGGAGUAGAAAAUUUAUCUUUGUUCCUAGCCAUUGCCUACUUGGUGCUUGGCAUUCCAGCAGCAUAUGCCUCGUGGUAUCGUACACUAAGUCUUGCUUUCAGAGAAGAAAACCCUUCGAUUUCGAUGCUUGAUAGGUUUCUCUGGUUCUACUUAUUCACUUUGGCUUCUGCGUAUAUGCUGCAGUUUCUCCUACUGCACAAUCUCUCGCUGGCUUGCUGAUUGCAAUAAAUGUUUAUUCUGAUCAUAAUUCGAUUGGUAUCUUGUACUUCAUUGGUUUUGGGUUGUUCGUUCUUGAAUUCUUGCUCAGCCUGUAUGUUAUGGCGAGUGUAAAUCUAUAUAAACGUCGCUGUGAAGCUUUAACCUUUUUAGAGAUGAUUACUAACCAUGUAUAGCUCUUAUCAUCUCAUUCAAUCCUUUUAAUGGAAAGAAUAAAAUGUUCCUGUAUUCAAUUCUCUUUUAA